Messenger RNA from Diaporthe citri, 1485 nucleotides. RefSeq lists its product as uncharacterized. The record is from RefSeq and is a predicted model, not a curated record. The transcript is spliced from 3 exons. Gene Ontology annotation, molecular function: transmembrane transporter activity. Bases 1 to 1485 code for a protein of 494 amino acids. Gene Ontology annotation, biological process: transmembrane transport. NCBI's taxonomy places the organism in Eukaryota, Fungi, Ascomycota, Sordariomycetes, Diaporthales, Diaporthaceae.
AUGGAUGAGACCACUCCGCUGCUGCCAGAUGCAGCCACUGCACCCAUUCCAAGAGACGACCAACUGCACAGAGUGCCGAGCAAGGACUUUGUUGAUUUCGAUCCCAAUGGCGACGAUGAAAACCCCUUGGACUGGCCACAGACUUACAAAUGGGUGAUCGUGGCUUUGCUAUCGAUGAUGGCAUUCACAGUAACCUUCACAUGUAUCUCAGUGGUGCCGAUAGCCAACACCAUCGUGGAUGACCUUGAUCGUGGACACGCCUCCAGCUCUUCAAGCGUGCUACUUGUGACCAUCUGGGAACUCGGCGAAGCUGCUGGUCCUUUACUCAUCGCACCCCUCUCUGAACUAUACGGACGUUACCCAGUCAUCAACAUCGCCAACUCGCUCUUCACGGCAUUUACAGUGCUCUCCGCUGUGAGCCCAACCACGGGGGUUCUUAUCCUCGCGCGCGCUCUGACCGGUGUCGCAGUCGCCACCAACGUGCUCAGCCCGGCUAUCGUCGGCGACAUCUUCGUCUCUGAGAAACGUGGCACAGCCAUGAGUUUAAUCUCGCUCGCCCCGCUGAUAGGAGGAGCCGCUGGCCCAGCUAUCGCGGGCGCCGUAGCGCAGACCUUGGGCUGGAGGAAGGUCCUAUGGAUGAGCGCCGCCCUUGCCGGCGCCUGCGAGGUGGCCUUCUUGCUGUGCUUCCGGGAGACUUACAGGGUGGAGAUCCUGAAGCGCAAGGCUGCCCGGCUCAGGAAGGAGACCGGUAACUCUGCGCUCAGGUCCGAGUUUGACGCCGAGGAGGGCGGGCACAGCUGGCAGCUCAUUGGGGAAUCCGUGCUGCGUCCCUUGAUCGUUCUCAAGAGCAGCUUUGCGCUGCAGAUUCUGGCACUGUUCGCAUCGUUCACUUUCACAUACUUUUACAUUAUGUCGACAAGUCUGCCACCGAUAUUGCAACAGUACUAUGACUUUACGCCAGCGGCCACAGGCUUUGCGUUCCUCGCCUUCAGCGUCGGAUCGACGGUAUCUGUCAUGAUGUGCAACGUGUUUCUCGACAAAGUCUACGUCAAAUUGCGCAACAUGCAUCAAGGAGUGGGUCAGCCAGAGUACCGCUUGCCAUUCAUCAUUCUAGGAAGUCUGCUCUUCCCUUUCCCUGUCCUGGUCUACGGAUGGGCGACUCAGUGGCACCUGCACGUGGCUGUCCUGCUCUCCGCCGUGGUGAUGCUGGGGGCUUUCCUGAUGCUGUGUUUCCUACCAGUGAUGGCAUACGCCGUUGACGCGUUUGGGAUCUACUCGGCCUCUGCGGUGAGUGCUGUCAUUGUGACACGCUGCCUUAUGGGGACAUUCGUGCCGCUGGCUACGGAGCCUCUUGUGUCGAAGUUCGGGUACGGCUGGGGCUUCACGGUGUUCGCAGCAAUAAGUGUCGCCACCAUUCCGAUUCCUAUAUCUAUAUUCAGAUACGGAUACAGAUGGCGGCAACUUUCCAAGUAUACGAGGGACUGA